This is a messenger RNA of Melozone crissalis (California towhee), 1783 nucleotides long. It is a transcript of the gene DENND6B, whose product is annotated as DENN domain containing 6B. The transcript is spliced from 20 exons. Lineage: Eukaryota; Metazoa; Chordata; Aves; Passeriformes; Passerellidae. The coding region runs from base 1 to 1722 and encodes 573 amino acids. The record is from RefSeq and is a predicted model, not a curated record. Gene Ontology annotation, molecular function: guanyl-nucleotide exchange factor activity. Gene Ontology annotation, cellular component: recycling endosome.
AUGGACGCGCUGAGCCGGGCCGGGCCCCGGCCCCGCCGCGCCGCCGCCGCCGCCUCCCCGCUGCCCUGGGGCCGCUUCGCCGCAUGGAUCGACUGCGUGUGUGUGGUGACCUUCGAUCUGGAGCUGGGACAGGCCAUGGAGCUGGUGUACCCCCACGACUUCAGGCUCACCGAGAAGGAGAAAACGAGCAUCUGCUACCUGUCCUUCCCAGACUCCUACUCAGGUGGCCUCGGGGACACCCAGUUCAGCUUCCGGCUGCGCCAGGCCGGGGGCUCCCGCAGCUCCCCGUUCCAGGAUGACGGCCGCUACAACCGGGAGGCCCCGGUGACGCUGCAGCGAGAGGCUGCUCACUAUUUCGGGUACGUGUACUUCCGGCAGGUCAAGGACAGCUCCAUGAGGAGGGGCUACUUCCAGAAGUCCCUGGUGCUCGUGUCCCGCCUUCCCUACGUGAACCUGUUCCAGUGCCUGCUGCAGCUGAUUGCUCCGGAAUACUUCGACAAGCUGGAGCCCUGCCUGGAGGCAGUGUGCAACGAGAUCGACCAGUGGCCACCCCCAGUGCCUGGCCAGACCCUGAACCUGCCCGUGAUGGGAGUUGUCAUCCAGGUGAGGAUCCCAUCCCGGGUGGACAAGCCAGGCUCCAGCCCAGUGAAGCAGUGCAACCAGGAGAAUCUGUUACCAGCCCCCCUGGUUCUCCCCAGUGUUCAUGAGCUGGAUCUGUUCAGGUGCUUCCAGCCAGUGCUGAUCCACAUCCAGAUGCUGUGGGAGCUGAUGCUGCUGGGGGAGCCCAUGGUGGUGAUGGCACCGUCCCCAACCAUGUCCUCAGAGAUGGUCCUGGCCCUCACCAGCUGCCUGGCCCCGCUGCGUUACUGCUGCGAUUUCCGGCCCUACUUCACCAUCCACGACAGCGAGUUCAAGGAAUACACCACGCGCACCCAGGCCCCGCCCAACAUCGUCGUGGGCGUCACCAACCCCUUCUUCAUCAAGACCCUGCAGCACUGGCCGCACAUCCUGCGGGUGGGCGAGCCCCGCAUGUCAGGAGACCUGCCCAAGCAGGUGAAGGUGAAGAAGCCGGCCAAGCUGAAGACCCUGGACACCAAACCAGGAAUCUACACUUCCUAUAAAACAUUCCUUCACAAAGACAAAACCCUGAUCAAAAGGCUGCUGAAGGGCAUCCAGCGGAAGCGCCCCUCGGAGGUGCAGAGCGCUCUGCUGAGGAGGCACCUCCUGGAGCUCACCCAGAGCUUCAUCAUCCCUCUGGAGCAUUACAUGGCCAGCCUGAUGCCUCUGCAGAGGGCCAUCACUCCAUGGAAGAAUCCCCCCCAGAUCCGCCCGUUCUGCCAGGAGGAUUUCAUGAAGAGCCUGGAGCACGCUGGGCCCCAGCUCACCUGUGUGCUCAAGGGGGACUGGCUGGGGCUCUACAGGCGAUUCUUCAAGUCCCCCAACUUCGACGGCUGGUUCCGGCAGCGGCACCGCGAGAUGACCCAGAAGCUCGAGGCCCUGCACCUGGAGGCCAUCUGUGAGGCGGACAUCGUGGCCUGGAUGAAGGACAAGUCCGAGGUGGAGAUCGUGGACCUGGUGCUGAAGCUGCGGGAGAAGCUGGUGAGGGCUCGCUGCCAGCACCUGCCCGUCAAGGAGGAGACCCUGCAGAGGGUGGGUCUCUACAUCGACACCAUCAUCGGCUCGCUGCCCGAGGACCUGCAGACUGUGCUGCACCACCCCUGAGCCGGGGGGCUCCUGGAGACCCUUGCCGGGCUGUCCCGGGCUGUCCCGGGCCGGCCGGGAU